This is a messenger RNA of Didymella exigua CBS 183.55, 3743 nucleotides long. RefSeq lists its product as uncharacterized. The record is from RefSeq and is a predicted model, not a curated record. Gene Ontology annotation, molecular function: phosphatidylinositol binding. Bases 483 to 3500 code for a protein of 1005 amino acids. The transcript is spliced from 5 exons. Lineage: Eukaryota; Fungi; Ascomycota; Dothideomycetes; Pleosporales; Didymellaceae.
GCGUAUUCGUAAGAGCUCCUUCGGUCUGCAGCCAAGGGCACCUCAGAUGCCGUGCGUUCCUUCGUUGCCCGUGCAGGUCGCCCGAGGACUCGAAAGCGGAUCUCCAGCAAGCGCUCUCAUUGCUCGGCCCUACCGGCUAUGACGAAGUCCCGCCAUCAGCCACACUUCUUCACGCGCCCGCAGUGCCUUGGUGCCGACAAGCAUCGACGCAAUCUUCUUUGAGCGAAUUGCGAGUAGACUUUACCUAGGACGAGGCCGCCCUACGCAUCGUGCACGCAAACCCUAGCACAUUUGGCUGGUGGAGCUGCGCGUGAUAAGCCCCAGAGCAGCCCGCCGGGCGUCAUACAACACCCGGCGACAUUACUUUAUUGCUUCCCCAUCCUCGCGAGGCCGAGCGUUCUAUAUUACUGUUCCUGUACCCCUGCGGCCUUCACGCCUGCGCCUUCCUGCUGCCCCUCAUUUCUUCGCAAUUUCUUUCUAGCAUGGCUCAAGGCACCCCGCCUGGCCUGGCGCUCAACGGAACCACAGUGUCCACCAUGGACAACCAGCCCUCGGUCUCCGAAUUCGGCGAGCUCCAUGACGCAGGCGCAGAGCGGCCGAUGGCGAAGCGGGUGGACACAAACUACACAAUGGCGUCCAUGAUGUCGUUGCCGCCAGAGGGUUCCAUCUUGACCGGCAAGCAGGAGCACUACCUCAAGCGUGAGCUCAUUUCCCAGCAAACACAGUUCGAAAUCUCCGAGCUCUCAUCGUCGACCGCUCUCAAGCGCUUUGGCGCGCCCUUCCGUUCAGACGCCGGCGAAGUCGCCCCAGAAGACUCGGAGCUGCCUCUACUGCGCUUCAUUUUCGUCAACCAUGUGCGAAACUUCCCGUUCCUCGACAAAGCCAAGGAGAAGGAGUUCUGGCAGGACAAACUGCAAGUGUUCCUCGAAUCGUUCGCGAGCAAAGACAUCUCGUCUUCAGAGGACCGCCUCGAGGAAACAAAGCGAAAGAAGCUAGCGCUUAAGGCAGAGAAGCUGGUUGAGCUUAUGAUGGUCUCUGGUAUUCCCACUGCGUCUGGCUACGAGGAGAGGAUACGCUUCUCUGAAAUGGAAAUCGUCGAGCGCGGCGCAAAUGAGGAGGGUUUACACAUGAACGCACCCAGCGGUCAUUUCAUUAAUGGCUGGGAUGUCAACGUUGCCGGCGUGCGAACCACAUCAGUAAAGAAGCAUCUCCGGUAUCACACACAUGCGGAAUAUCUCAUCAGAGUCAAACAGAGCGAUGACCGCGAAAUCUACGUCGGACGACGGUACCAGGACUUCGUCAAUCUUCACAAGCGCAUACGCCUUGAGCUUCCUGGAAAGGUGCUCCCUCCACUCCCACGCAAGAACAAAAAGGACUCCAUCAUGAGCUCAUCUAAAGACGACGACGAUGCUAGUUCCAUAUCCUCGGUAUCCACACAAGGACCGGCACCUGAUACUUAUCAGAAGAGCGACGGUGGUGGUGGAGGCCUGCGAAGCUACCUCUGGGGUGGCGGUCACAAGAAGAACGCCUCACAGACAUCGCUUGGACCACCAGGGGCACGGUCGCCUCGUGCUUCAGGAGAGGGCUAUGGUUAUACGCCACCGCGGACUCUUUACCGUGAAGAGCAGCGUGUGUCGUUGCGAGCCUUCCUCCGAUCGUUCCUCAACAAUGAGCGCAUUGCACAAUCGAAUGCUAUGGCUGACUUCCUCACCCGCGACCCUAUCGAGGUCAACGAGGAAGAGAUGGAAGACAUCGAGAAGCGUAUGAUCAUGGACGAAAAACGGAUACAAGAGCAGAAGCAGUUCUAUGAGGUCGCACGGAAGCGGGCUGCGGAGCUCGACAUCCACAUGGAAAAGUUUAGACGUGAGAUCGUGGAGAGGAAUGGCCUAUCGCAUCUCUUCCAAGAAAUCAGAGUGAAGAACUCGAUUUCCGACCUGAAGCCAGAGUACCAGAAAUUUGCGGAAUGGUUGCGAAUAGAAGUCGCGGCCACCAUCUACCAUCUGUUCCUGGCUGAAGACAAUUCGCCGGAGCUAUUCGCGCAGGCGAAGCGGAUACACUCGCUGGUGCCAUACGGUAUGCUGAAGAACGUCAUCAGAAUUGCGAAUCCGGCAGCGGUAAUGAGCGGAGUUCUUGAUUUGUUCCUUGCGCAACCUUUUGGCGCACGGUCUUUACUUCAGCGCAUCUUUGGUAUGGCCAUCAACGAUGGCGUUAAUUCUGUGCAGAAGACGAUCGAUACCCUCGCCUCCACCAAGAUCAAGGACGAUGUUCUCUGCGCCAAGAUCAAAGCAUACGUCGAGUCAGAUGAAGAGGUGAAGGGAAUUCUUCGGCAAGAGGCGGACAGCGAGCAAGUCGAUGUCGUCGUGACGAUCCUCCGAUCUGACUUCUUCAAACCCGAGUUGAGCUCCGAGCAAGUGGAGAAGGUCUUCAACGCCUACGUUGCAUGGAACAAUGCCGUCGAAAAUGUGAGGCCGACCAAUCGAUACAGCAGAAACAACAGUACGCGCAGCGUUAACAGCAUCCGUACUAAUACGUCUGGUCAGAUCGACAAGGACUUGCGACAGGGCGCCGAGCUCUUUGCGCAUCUCAAACAGUAUCUCAAGCUGUGUCUGAGGCAACGCGACAAGCUCAUGAUGCUGCAGAUCAUUGAGGAGCCCACCACACUGCAGCUCUUCCGCGACCUGUUCACCAUCUUCUACGAACCACUUGUCCGUGUCUACAAGUCAGCAAAUGUCUAUAACAGUAUCACAGAUUUCGCUGUGUUCGUCGACGACACAAUCAAGACCAUUGAAGCUUGCCAACGACAAGAGGUUUCCGCAGACCCCAACCAAACAGUACAAGCGUUCAUCGACCUCUGCGCACGUCACGAAGACAACUUCUACAAGUUUGUACACGAGGUCCACAUCCACGACAACGGGCUCUUCGAUCAGCUGAUGGGUUGGCUGGAAGGCAUCCUCGAGUUUCUACGUCACGGCCCCAACAGUGGCGGCAAGCUCGACAUGAACGCGCUUUUCCAGGGCAGCAUGGAUUCAGGCAUUAUCGACAAGCGGAAAGCUAUCCGAGAGAUCAAUAGUCUGAUCAAGUGGCAGACCGCCCGCAAGAAGUGGCAUCAGGAUAAGACAAGGCAGAAGAUGGCAAGUGCAGGCGAUGAACCAGAUCCCGUGCUUGGCGGUAUGGCAGGGUUCAAGAGCAGCGACUUUGGGCUCAAUGAGGUAAGCCUUCAUCUUUUCUUAAAUCAUUCUUUCAUACACAAGAUUUUCCGUACUGACACAACACAGCUCGACCUACAAGAUCUCGAACUCGACGACGAAGCCACAGACUCAGAAGACGAGGAAGAGGGUGACGAUGACGACGACCCCAUCGAAGCCGAGCGCAAGAGCCGUGCGAGAGCCGCGGAGAAGCUCAAGAGGAGAGCGGGCGAGCCGAAGAAACCUACGAUUGAGGAGGUCAAGAAACUGCAUCCGAGCUUCUUGACCAUGUUGAGAAGUGUGCUGGCGAAUUAAGUUGGGAGUUGAGCAUCGUUGACGAGGAGAGCACGUAUCCCUAGAUGUUAACCUAAUGAUAGAUGUACACGAACAGGUGAAUGACUUGGGUGACGUCAGUGCUUUUGCCGUUUGUUGUUUAGGGCGCAUUUGUCGUCGUUGCCUCAACUUAACACAAUUUAUCACCCGCCGCGCGACCGUAGUGCAAAAUACACCCCCAGUCAACCAAAACAACAUGGCACACGCCGCCGAGGCUACCCAGGC